This is a messenger RNA of Brassica oleracea var. oleracea, 750 nucleotides long. RefSeq lists its product as uncharacterized. Bases 67 to 573 code for a protein of 168 amino acids. Gene Ontology annotation, cellular component: endoplasmic reticulum. NCBI's taxonomy places the organism in Eukaryota, Viridiplantae, Streptophyta, Magnoliopsida, Brassicales, Brassicaceae. The record is from RefSeq and is a predicted model, not a curated record. The transcript is spliced from 2 exons.
AACGACGGUUUCGGAACUCUUAAAAGAGAUUUCGAAAAUCAAUCGGAGAAGAAGAAGAAGAAGAAGAUGGGAGCUAUUGGGAAGCUGAUCGAUGCGAUCCUAUUCGUAUGCUUCGCUCUAAUGGCGGUUAUCGGUCCGCUCAUCGACGGACAAACGGCGCUUCCCAAAUCAAUCUUCCCGGCGUUUCUCACCGAUCUGAAAACCAGUUACAUCGCCGAGUUCGGAGACUACUUGCUCAUGGAGAAGCCGCAUUUCCUCGUCGGACUCGUCUGGCAUGAGCUCGUGUUCUUGUGGCCGCUCUCGAUCGCUAACGUCUACGCGAUCCUCGCCGGAAAAUCGUGGUUCGGCACCACCUGCUUGCUUUACGGAGCUUCCCUCGUCACUUCCAUGGCUGCAAUCCUGGGAGAGAUGAUAGGUUCGGGGAAGGCAUCUGAGAGAUUGCUAAUGAUGUAUGUGCCUUUCAUGGGUAUUGGGGUUCUGGCUGUUCUUCGUGGUUUAGUCUCUAGUUCAACUAAGAGCACUGGAUCUGUUGGAAAGAGGUAUACUAUUAUGCCCAGGAGAAAGCUGGCGUAGAAGAGGUGUGUAUGUUUCUCAUUUGGGAUGGUUAUGCCCUUUUUUUGUUCUUUAUGCGUCUUUGGAUAACUUUGAAUAGCUGACCUAAAAAGAGGUGAUUUCUUGUGGUCUGGUUUCUUAUUCUACCAUAAGAUCCCCUGUUCUGGCCAGGAGAAAGCAUGCUUGAGGGUGAUUAUU